ACCUAAUUAUAUACAAUUUCAUUCACAGAUUUACAGUGCAAUUAGCUUUAAAGUUACAGCUUUGAACCUACCUUGUUAACUAAAUCCCCCAGGUAUGUCGAGUGAGCGGGAAACACUAGUACUAUGGCGGCGCCCCCUCACCACCCUCCUCUACUUCACCCUCCAACUCAUCUCAGAAGUAGUGAGACUAACCACCCUCCUCCUCACCAACACCACCCUCAUCCUCACCAGUGUGGUACUAAGUGCUGUGGUAGUGGCUGCUCUACACUUUGAGGGUCCACACCAGGUCUAUGUCUCUGUUCUUCAGGACAAGUCAGCCUGGUGUCUCUACUGGUUGGGUCUGGGAGUGUUGUCUAGUGUAGGGUUCGGUACUGGACUCCACACAUUCCUCCUCUAUCUGGGACCUCACAUAGCUAGUGUUACUAUUGCUGCCUGGGAGUGCGGGUCUACUCACUUCCCUGAACCCCCCUACCCCGCUGAGAUAACAUGCCCUGACAGCGGGGAGCCCAUGAGUAUUAACUUGCUGGCUAUCAUGUCCAAAGUAAGGCUGGAGGCGUUUAUGUGGGGGGCUGGCACUGCGCUAGGGGAACUUCCACCCUAUUUCAUGGCACGUGCUGCCAGGUUAUCAGGGCAGCAGCUGGAGGACGAGGACUUUAAUGAGCUGGAGGAGAUUAAGGAGAAAGAUGACCUGGACCUCUGGUCACGUGCCAAGUUACUCAUGCACAAUCUCGUUGAAAAGGCUGGAUUCUUCGGAAUUCUUCUAUGUGCCAGUAUUCCCAAUCCUCUGUUCGAUCUGGCUGGGCUUACUUGCGGACAUUUCCUUGUCCCUUUUACAACAUUCUUCGGUGCCACUCUGAUUGGUAAAGCUAUCGUUAAAAUGCACAUCCAGAUGUUGUUUGUGAUAUUCAUCUUCACUAAGCACCAUUUAGAGGCGUUAGAGAACCUCAUUGCUAGUAUUCCUGAAAUAGGACCCGCCCUGCACGCUCCUUUUGUGGACUACAUGGAUAAACAGAAGUUGAAACUUCACAGUGGCGGUAAAGAGGGUGGUCCCCCCACUGAUUCUAUGGUAUCCAAAUGUUUUGAGAUCUUCCUCUUUCUUAUGAUCGGGUACUUUGUUUUGUCCAUCGUUAAUUCCAUGGCUCAGCAGUACCAUAAAGAUGUGGUGGAGAAAAAGAAGGCGCAAUGACUGAAGAGUAAGAAAAGUAUCAAGCAAAUGUAGGGAGUGAAUUUGCGAGUGAGUUUGCGAUGUGUGUUUGUUUGUUUGUGGUAUUUAUUUCGUGAUUGUGAUGUUUUGUGAUUAUACUGUUCUUCCUUCUACAGUAGUAUUAGUAUUGAAUACUUUGCGGAUUUUAGUUUGUUGUUGUUGAUUAGCUUCUUCUCUCAGCUCGUUUUUAGCUGUUUAAAUAUCCUUUGAUAAUAAUAAAAUAUACUUUUUAAAUGAUAUGAUGUUUGACAAAAGUGUUCUAUAAAUAGAUAUCACGUGAUAGUUCACGUGCAUGAUGAUUCCCUGUGGGCUAUCGGAUUACUCAUUAUUUUGCAGCAAAGAUAUUUGUGCAUCUGAGACUUCAAGAUAAUAAGUUCUUGGCAGCAACAACGUAUAAUGUUUACUGAAAUAGGCUUCAGAAUUGGAAACAUUAGUUAUGAUCUUUAAAUGCUACCUUCAGUAUUAUUAAUUUUGUUAAUUAUUACCCAUUACAUAACCUAUGUACAUAUUAAUAACCAUCGGGAGUGAUAUACAGUUAGGAACAGUUAGGAAAUUAAUUAUGAUUUAGAAUCAGUUUUAUUUUUGCAACUUCUUGACAUGCUAUAUUUACGUAUGGGUUUCAACUUUUGUGAUGUUUUAAUUAAAAUAUUAAUUAAGCAGAUAAAUAGCAUAAUUUUUCGUGUUGGACUGGAUCCUGUAUAAUGUUGAGAUAAACUAAAUGUAAUACUCUAAAACAA
Messenger RNA from Bolinopsis microptera, 1941 nucleotides. Its product is annotated as vacuole membrane protein 1-like. NCBI's taxonomy places the organism in Eukaryota, Metazoa, Ctenophora, Tentaculata, Lobata, Bolinopsidae. Gene Ontology annotation, cellular component: endomembrane system; membrane; endoplasmic reticulum. The transcript has a single exon. The coding region runs from base 95 to 1186 and encodes 363 amino acids. The record is from RefSeq and is a predicted model, not a curated record. Gene Ontology annotation, biological process: Golgi organization; autophagy.